AUGGUUAACGUGUUCAAAACACUUCGUAACCAUUGGAAAAAAUCAUUAGUUGCAUUUUCUCUAGCAUUAUACGGUUCGAAAUGGUCAUAUAAUCGUUAUAAAGCAAAUGAAAUACGUCACUUUUAUUGUCAACAAGCACUACUACAUGGAAAAGAAAAAUUUAGUCCAUUGGACCAACCGACACGUAUCGCUGUUCUACUAAACGGAAAAGCAAAUAAUAACAAAGCGAAAUCAAUCUAUGAUAAAACAGUAUUUCCCCUCUUGAAUUUAGUUGGACUCGAUGUUCGUGUUUAUCGUUUGGAUAAUACAGACUCGAUUACUAGUGAAGAAUUAUUGGGAACAAAGAUUGAACCAGAUAAAAUAAAAGCAUUGAUAAUCAUUGGUGGUGAUGGAACAGUAGCCUCAUUAGCGCCACAUAUACUCGAGUCAAAGACAUUGUCCAAUUUACCUAUAUGUGUUAUACCAAUUGGAGAACAUUCACGUUUUUUUCGAUCUUUAUUACCAGACUCAUAUUCAAUAAAAGACAAGGUGAAAUUACAUGAUGAUAUCACGUUGUUAUGUGAAUCAGUUUUAGCUUUGUUUAAUGGAAAAAUUGUACACCGACCAUUGCUCAAAGUUACUCUAUCAAAUCAAACAGAACCAAUCUAUGCCAGUACAUUGCAGUUUGGUUAUUACUCUCAAAUGAAUCAAUUACGUCAACGUCUAUGGUAUUUUAAUAUUUUGAAAUACCCAAUAUCAUCUUAUUAUGUUUAUUUAACACGUUCAAAAACUCCUUUAACAUUAUCCGAUAAAAAAUCAGUUAUUUAUACCAAACCUUGUUCUGGUUGUUUACGUUGUCGUAUUGUCGAACAACAAACAGCUCUACCAACAAUAAAACCAACAUUUUUUUCUCGUUUAUAUAAAUCAAAUCGACUUGCAACAACUCCUACAAUUGAACACAAUGUUAAUAAGGAAAUAAAUCCAGAUUGUGGUGUAGAAUAUUGUGUUGCUAAUGAAAAUCCAAUUGAAAUACAGGCAGUAACAACAACGAUACCAAAUGAAAUUCAGCUGAAUAUAAGCGAUAAAGUAAAAUCGUAUGUAUACGACAAUUCAGAAAUUGAGAAACAAUCAAUAAGAGUAAAUGAUGUUACAUUUUACCCAAAUCCAUCUUUAUCAAAUUCUAUUAUUAUUGAUAAUGAAAAAAUUUCGCUUGUAUCCGAAGAGCCAGUGGAAUGCAAAAUACAAUUAACUAAUAAAUCAUUAAAACUUAUACAAAUGAAUUCGGAACCAUUAAUCAAAAAACGUUCACAUCCUCCAACAAUGGAGGAUCUUGACGAACAAGAACUGGCAAAAAAACAUAUAUUGCCAUUCUAUACGAUAAAGUCAUUAAUAACUUAA
Molecule: messenger RNA, 1377 nt
Organism: Didymodactylos carnosus
Lineage: Eukaryota; Metazoa; Rotifera; Eurotatoria; Philodinida; Philodinidae
Source: the annotation of a GenBank genome assembly